AUGAGAAACGGGUGGGGUGCGAGUAUGACGGAGAGGCAAGAGAAACGAGCGUCGACGCAGAGUGGACAGCUGGCUGGUGAGCCUCACCGAGGCAUAAGAGAGAUGGCCGACUGGCCGGAGGGUGCGAGACAGUCGAUGGCGGCCAUCCGAAGCGGUCUGCUCGAGGUCCUCGCUCAUGGAGAAUGGCAUCGAGUUCAUGCUAUGCUCGAUCCGACAGCAAUCACUCUACAGGUGAUUGACACAGAUCAAAAUCAAGAGUUGGACGCUGAAAAAAGGACAGUACGUGUUGUAAAAUAUGACGGAAAUGGCCUGGGAAUCAGCAUCAAAGGGGGACGAGACAACAACAUGCCCAUCAUUAUCAGCAAAAUCUUCAAAGGAAUGGCCGCGGAUGCCACAGGAGAGCUAUUUGUCGGCGACACAAUCCUCGCCGUUAAUGGCGAAUCGCUUAUCGAUGCCACACAUGAUGAUGCUGUGCGAGCGCUGAAGAGAGCUGGACGAGUGGUCGACCUUUACGUGCAAUACAAACGAGACGAAGGAGUGCGACGGACAAACGUGUGGAGAGAUCGAAUGGACGGACUGACCGCGUGA
Molecule: messenger RNA, 588 nt
Organism: Ostertagia ostertagi
Lineage: Eukaryota; Metazoa; Nematoda; Chromadorea; Rhabditida; Trichostrongylidae
Source: the annotation of a GenBank genome assembly